Messenger RNA from Effrenium voratum, 2016 nucleotides. NCBI's taxonomy places the organism in Eukaryota, Dinophyceae, Suessiales, Symbiodiniaceae. The record is from the annotation of a GenBank genome assembly.
AUGCAAUAUCAGGUGACUUGGCGAUGGCUGGAACGAUACAUUCUGCAACAGCCCUCACUUCAGAGCUUUGCGCCAUCAGUCUCCCCAACGUCCGGAGGACACAACACGGGCCUCGGGUUUUUUGACCUCAUGGGCACCGAUCCCAUCACGCUACAAGGUUUGCUGAGGAGCAUGUGGGCGGAUCUAGGGGACACGCUUUCGCUGCAGUACACAGGGGCAGCGUCGACCAUGGGUGCUACGCUGCGCCAGGGCGGGCACACUGCCAGGGCCAUGUUGGAGAAAGGUUGGCGUGCCAUGAACCGCGCAUACUGCGAGCACUUUGAAGACGAUGCACGCCAGUCCGCGAUCCAGCUGCUGCUGAGAAGCCACAAACUGCCAAAGGCCCCUUCUGCGUCAGAACUUCGGCGAAGCCCUCAAGGGAAGCUGCUGCUGGCGGUGACAUCCUGGAAUCUCCACGGCCGAACCCCUUGGGAGUCUUCACAGACAUUGCAGCGUUUGAUCAGUGGAGCUUGCCAGAGUUCGCGGCCAGAUGUUUUUGUAUUCUGCUUUCAGGAGUUCACGGAACUUUCAGCGGCCAACGUCGUGAUGCUCGGCUGCGGGGACGAGUCACGGCAGGCGAAGUUCGAUGUGGCAGCUGCUGCUGCCUUGCGGGAAGUCUUGGGUGAGACCUACGUACCCGUGAGGGCUGUUGGCAUGGUUGGUCUUUUGGCGGCCGCCUUUGUAGCUGCUCCACUGGCCAGUUCUGUGCGUUCUGUGACUGGUGAGCGGGUUCGGUCUGGGCUCUACGGCCAAGCAGGCAACAAGGGAGCCGUGGUUGUGAGCUUCAAGGUGCAAGAGACCUCCAUUUGCGUAGCAUCUGUGCACUUGGAGAGCGGGCAGCAGAUCAAGAAAGCACAGGAGCGGGCUGACCAACUCCGGGAAAUUCUUCAGAGCAUUUGCCCUCCAAGCACUGACAAGGGGCCCCCCGGUGCAAAGCACGACCUUGUUGUGGUUAGUGGUGAUUUCAAUUUCCGAGCAUCUUUUCCAGACGGCGUCGACCCGCGAGGUCUCAGGCAGACUCUCGCCAAAGGAUGGGUUGAUUCCGAGUCUGGGCGUGUUGGAGAAGGCGCCGCCCAUCCUGGAGAGGAUGUGCUGCGCCUCUUCCGCGAGAGUGAUGAGAUGGCGAGCUCGGCCAAUGGGACAAGCUCGUCAAGCAGGCAGUUGCAGGAUCUGCUCAAGGAGCACAGCCUCAUGGAGGGGCCAGUGUACUUCCCACCCACGUACCGUUGGAUGGAAGGACAAGCCGCGUAUGACUUCGAACGGCAACCUGCUUGGUGUGACCGAGUUCUGCACUCCAAAGUGAGCGUUGCACGGAAGAGCUACUGUGCGCUGGGUGGCUUCACCCAGUCAGACCAUCGGCCUGUUUGUGCACUGCUGGAGGCCUUGCUGCUGGCGAUGCCACAAACAGUCGCGAGUCCAAGCGAGAGAACGGCCACGGUGUUGCCAAGCUCGGGCCCGGAACUGCCCGACCUGCUUUCCGACAGCGUGGCUGAGCCGACCUCCAAUACCUCCAUUUCGCCCGAGUCCUCUCCGGCCGUGCGCGAGGCAGACGUCCGCACCCAGCUGCCAAAGGCCGCCGACAAGCCUACCCCACCGCAGGACCUGCUGGAUCUUGACGGUAGCUCUGGGCCCGCAUGCCUACAAGCUUCACCUGGUGGGUCUCCCUAUGGGUGGAGCCCCAAAGUAGGACAGCUGGUGCAUGCAAGAUACCAAGAUGGUUGGUUCUUUGCCAACGUCACCAGAAGCGGAAAUGGCACCGUGGACGUGGCAUGGCUGAGACCACAGGGCUCCGUGUGGGGAGACAAGGCGGAAAUGUCGCACUACUUGUGCUCAACAAGUGCCGAUGAGACGCAGCAUGGCGACAAGCUGCCGGUGAGCACUCACGUCAGGCCGCCAGUGGGUGGAUCCCUUCGCAGCAAGGGCUUGCAUCCGAGCACUUCUCCGAGCUUCGGUCCUGAGGUCGAUUUGCUCGGCUAG